GCUCACUGUUCCCCCACCCUCUUCCCCGGCACUGGGCUCCUCCUGCUGCUGAGACAGUGCUCCAGUAGCACUGACAAACCGACAGAAGGGGAGGUGAGAAGGGAAGUGGCCACCAGGACUGGCUCCGUGAGUGCCACACAGUGGGGAGGGGGUGGGGUCCAUCAUGUCAUCAUAUCAGAAGGAACUGGAGAAAUACAGAGACAUAGAUGAAGAUGAGAUCCUAAGGACCUUGAGCCCUGAGGAGCUAGAGCAGCUGGACUGCGAGCUACAGGAGAUGGACCCCGAGAACAUGCUCCUGCCAGCUGGACUAAGGCAACGUGACCAGACAAAGAAGAGUCCGACAGGGCCGCUGGACCGGGAUGCCCUUUUGCAGUACCUGGAGCAGCAGGCACUCGAGGUCAAAGAGCGGGACGACUUGGUGCCCUUCACAGGGGAGAAAAAGGGGAAGCCCUAUAUUCAGCCCAAGAGAGAAAUUCCUGUACAGGAGCAGAUCACUCUGGAGCCUGAACUGGAAGAGGCACUGGCCAACGCCACAGAUGCUGAAAUGUGUGAUAUAGCAGCAAUUCUGGGCAUGUACACACUGAUGAGCAACAAGCAAUACUAUGAUGCCAUCUGCAGUGGAGAAAUCUGCAACACAGAAGGCAUUAGCAGUGUGGUACAGCCUGACAAGUAUAAGCCAGUGCCAGAUGAGCCCCCAAAUCCUACAAACAUUGAGGAGAUCCUGAAGAGUGUUCGAAACAAUGACAAGAUGCUGGAGGAAGUUAACCUCAAUAACAUACAGGACAUCCCAAUACCCAUGCUAACUGAGUUAUGUGAGGCCAUGAAGAAAAAUACCUACGUCCGGAGCUUCAGUCUUGUGGCCACAAGGAGUGGGGACCCCAUUGCCAAUGCGGUGGCUGAUAUGUUGCGUGAGAAUCGUAGCCUCCAGAGCCUGAACAUUGAAUCCAACUUCAUUAGCAGCACAGGGCUCAUGGCUGUGCUGAAGGCAGUUCGGGAAAAUGCCACACUCACUGAGCUGCGUGUAGACAACCAGCGCCAGUGGCCUGGCGAUGCAGUGGAGAUGGAGAUGGCCACCGUUCUCGAACAGUGUCCCUCCAUUGUCCGCUUUGGCUACCACUUUACACAGCAGGGGCCACGAGCUCGGGCAGCCCAGGCCAUGACCCGGAACAAUGAACUACGCCGCCAGCAAAAAAAGAGAUAACGCUACCUUUUCCCUAUACCAACUAGAGCUGGGAGCCCUGAAUACCUAAAUCCUCAUCUCUCCCCUUUCCUGUAAAUAAAGGCCCUUCUGUCCACUC
Nyctereutes procyonoides (raccoon dog) is the source of this 1298-nucleotide messenger RNA. RefSeq names its product tropomodulin 4 (gene TMOD4). Gene Ontology annotation, cellular component: striated muscle thin filament; myofibril. Gene Ontology annotation, molecular function: tropomyosin binding. The record is from RefSeq and is a predicted model, not a curated record. The transcript has 10 exons. Lineage: Eukaryota; Metazoa; Chordata; Mammalia; Carnivora; Canidae. Bases 164 to 1201 code for a protein of 345 amino acids. Gene Ontology annotation, biological process: myofibril assembly; muscle contraction; pointed-end actin filament capping.